Molecule: messenger RNA, 1126 nt
Organism: Sclerotinia trifoliorum
Lineage: Eukaryota; Fungi; Ascomycota; Leotiomycetes; Helotiales; Sclerotiniaceae
Source: the annotation of a GenBank genome assembly
UUUUUGGAUUAAGCUUCACUUCUCAAGAAUAUUCAGCACACGUUGUCGCCAUUGUUAAGAAACUGUAAGGGAAUUACGAAUACAAAGGAGGAUUAAAUUGCAGAAAUAAAGCAGACAUGCUAUACGAUCUUAAUGUACCUUGGUCAUCAAAUAAAGACCCUCUUGAUCUCCAAAGGACAAUUUCAUUCCUUUCAGAAUUAGGCUACGGAACCAUAGCCCUCAAUCAUAUCCAUAGCGGACCGCUUCCUUCGAAUAUAACAAACCUAAUACCUACGACAUUUCCCUUCACAGUUCCACCCAAAACGGUCAUUCUCCGCCGCUGCACCAUCGUGCUCUCUGAUCCUUCCCUUAAUCACCGUCUCUCGGCCAUCUCAUCCGUCUACGAUAUCCUCGCGAUUCGCCCUACCACCGAAAAGGCUUUUCUCGCAGCAUGUCUCAAUCUAAGCGAGCACUCUCUAAUAUCGCUUGACCUCACACAACGAUUUCCAUUUCAUUUCAAACCAAAACCUCUUAUGGCAGCUAUACAUCGCGGUAUUAGACUCGAAAUAUGCUACGCGCAGGCUACGAUGGAAGAUACGAAUGCGCGCAAAAAUUUCAUAAGUAAUUGUCUCGGAAUAUUCAGGGCUACUAGAGGCAGAGGAAUUGUGAUCAGCAGUGAAGCCAAGACUGCAUUGGGUGUGCGAGGUCCAGCAGAUGUUGUUAAUUUAAUGGCGGUGUGGGGAUUGGGCAGAGAAAGAGGAAUGGAAGGAUUAGGGGACACUCCGAGAUCAGUGGUCAUAAAUGAGGGUUUGAAGAGAAGCUCUUUCAGAGGAGUGGUGGAUGUGGUCUUCGGAGGGGAAAGGAGUGCUACAAAAGAGGCUGAAAUCAGCGAGGCACAGAAGAAUAAAGCAAAUAAUGGAGACAAGGGAAAGGGAAAGAGAAAAGCCGAGGAUAACAAGGAGGUGAAGGAGAAUGAAUCACCUCAAAUAAGCAAGAGGCAGGCAAAGAAACAGAGAAUGGAAGCACUAAAGGCCACUGAAUCCAAUUCGAGCUCAUCGAAAGAGACAACCCCGAAAGAAUCGACUUUCACAGUCAUAGAUACUCAUAAUACAAUAAAAGCGAAAAGUAAAUAGUUGAUGUUUAUAUU